GUAGCUCUAUUGCUAUUGUCAAAUGACAAAAUAUCUACUUUCAAUAGGUUUAUUUUUGUGAUAAAUUAGUCAUUGUAAAUCAAUUUUUGAUAAAUAGGAUGUGAAGCAGUAUUGCAGAAUGUGGAAAUUAAUGCAGAGCGCCUCUAAGCUGUCUUCCAGCUUAAGAAAUUAUGUAUUGAGCAAGAACUGUGCCUUUCAUUACCGGAACUACCAAAGUAGUAAGACAUUAUUUAAUGAUGCUGCGAAAGAAUUUGUUAAAAAAACAGAUAAAAAACCUAAUUUUAAUUUUUCAACAUGUACAAAGAUAGCAUUGGGGUUAUCAAGUGGUGGUAUUUUGCAAAUUGCUUUGGUAAACAACAGGGCUUUAUGUACAGCUAAAACCAAUAGAAUGACAACAUACAGGACAUCCUCUGGCAAACAGCAAAAAUUUGAUUGGGAUAAAUUUUGGCAGUAUUUAAAACCCCAUAUUUGGUAUCUUAUUGCGGCAAUUGCUGGAGCUUUAGCUGUUGCGAUCUUAAAUAUACAAAUACCGCAAGUAAUGGGAGGGGUUAUUAAUGUUAUAGCUCAGUAUACAGACAACAAGAAUAGUGAAUCAUUUAUAAAUGAAAUGAAAGUGCCUGCGAUUAAACUUAUUGCAAUGUAUGUUGGCCAAUCACUUUGUACGUUUUUUUACAUUUACAUGUUAUCUAAUUUGGGUGAAAGAAUUUCAUUUCAAAUGAAAACCGAUUUAUUUGCUGCAAUAAUGCGCCAAGAUAUUGCGUUCUUUGACCAACAAAGAACCGGUGAGGUGAUCAACAGACUGACUUCCGAUAUCCAAGACUUUAAAAGCAGUUUUAAACAGACGGUAUCGGGCGGUUUAAGGGCAAUUGCCCAAAUUGUGGGAUGCUCAGUGUCCCUAAUUAUGAUUUCACCUCACAUGACUUUUAUUACGUUACUUUGUGUCCCCACAGUUAUUGCUGUUGGGACGCUUUUUGGGGGCUUGUUAAGGAACACUUCAAGGAAAGCACAGGCACAGAUUGAAAAAACAACCGCUGUCGCGGAUGAAGCUGUAAGCAACAUAAGAACAGUCCGAGCGUUUGGGAUGGAAGAUCAAGAGAGGGAAUUAUUUGAUGCUGAGGCUGAAUUAGCAAUGGUUUUAAAUGAAAAUUUGGGUUUUGGUAUUGGGUGGUUCCAAGCGGGUACAAAUUUAUUUUUAAAUGGGAUGGUUUUAAUUACACUUUACAUGGGUGGUUAUUUGCUCUCAACUGAUAAGUUGUCUCCGGGAGAAUUGAUGGCGUAUUUGAUGGCCUCCCAAACUAUUCAGAGGUCAUUGGGGCAACUGUCCCUGCUUUUUGGGUCCGUGGUCAGGGGGGUUGCGGCAGGAUCGCGUGUUUUUGAGUAUAUGAAUUUACGACCAACUAUGCCUUUAAGAGGAGGGAAAAUAAUUCCAGAAGAUAAUCUGAAGGGUGAUAUUGAGUUCAAAAACGUAACAUUUGCUUAUCCAACGCGACGACAACAGUAUGUUUUAAAGAAUUUUGAUUUAAAAAUACCUUCUGGUAAAACUUUGGCAAUAGUUGGAGCUUCAGGUAACGGCAAAUCUACGGUUGUUGCGCUGAUAGAACGAUUUUACGACGUAAAUUGCGGUUCGGUCACUUUAGACGGUCAUGACAUUAAAACCCUCGACCCAUCAUGGUUGAGACAGCGUGUUCUGGGGCUAAUAAGCCAAGAGCCAAUUUUGUUUGGUACUUCCAUUGUCGAAAAUAUCAGAUAUGGGCUCCCUAGUGCCUCAGAUGAGGAAGUCAAAGAAGCGGCAAAAUUAGCAAACGCCCAUGACUUUAUCUCCAGUUUUCCGCAAGGGUAUGACACUAUGGUGGGUGAGAGAGGGGUGACAUUAUCCGGUGGCCAAAAACAAAGAAUUGCCAUUGCUAGAGCGUUACUUAAAAACCCGACAGUAUUACUAUUAGAUGAAGCAACAAGUGCUUUAGACACAGAAUCGGAGAAAGUCGUACAAAACGCAUUAGAAAAUGCUAAAAAGGGGAGGACCGUUGUGGUGAUCGCCCACCGACUGUCCACGGUUCAGAACGCUGACAUAAUUGUUGUUUUGAAUAAGGGGGUUAUAGUUGAGAUGGGGACCCAUGAGGAGUUGACACGCAAGCGGGGCUAUUACUGGUCUCUGACGUACCAACAGCAGGAGGUUCCCGCCGGUUAAUUUGUAUUUUUUGUAUGAAAUAAAUUGUUUGUGUUGGAAAA
Messenger RNA from Tribolium castaneum (red flour beetle), 2229 nucleotides. RefSeq names its product mitochondrial potassium channel ATP-binding subunit. Gene Ontology annotation, cellular component: mitochondrial inner membrane. NCBI's taxonomy places the organism in Eukaryota, Metazoa, Arthropoda, Insecta, Coleoptera, Tenebrionidae. Gene Ontology annotation, molecular function: ABC-type oligopeptide transporter activity; ATP binding; ATP hydrolysis activity. Bases 119 to 2188 code for a protein of 689 amino acids. The record is from RefSeq and is a predicted model, not a curated record. Gene Ontology annotation, biological process: oligopeptide export from mitochondrion. The transcript has 11 exons.